Oncorhynchus tshawytscha (Chinook salmon) is the source of this 2978-nucleotide messenger RNA. Its product is annotated as interleukin-31 receptor subunit alpha. Gene Ontology annotation, molecular function: protein binding. The record is from RefSeq and is a predicted model, not a curated record. Lineage: Eukaryota; Metazoa; Chordata; Actinopteri; Salmoniformes; Salmonidae. The coding region runs from base 237 to 2750 and encodes 837 amino acids. The transcript is spliced from 15 exons.
GUGCUUUUUAAACAACUGAACUCCGAAUAAACGCACUCCGAAUGGAAAAUAAAUCUGAAGUCAACCAACUGACCUUUUGCUAGAUGAGACGUCAUGAUGUUUCCUAGUUGUAGGUGCGGCAUUAAUAACCGUUUGUGCUAUUAAACCCGUUGCUUAUAAAUACGACUCAGUUUAGCUGUAGUGAUAUUGUUUCGCCACUUACUGGAGAGGGAAUUUUAUUGCUUGAAAGACAUGACAUGCCAUUCUUAUCUGCCAAGCGUCUGAGAAGGAUGGCAACGCCUCUAGUCCUGUCAAUCUUUCUUCUGCUCCCAGUAAUUUCUGAAGGACAAUAUGGACAUAGAUGUGAAGUUAUCCCAAAAGACCCAUACAUUGAAUUUGGCUCCAAUAUUAAGAUUAAAUUCAAGAAGACAUGCAACAAGACAAUCUCAGACAGCCACGGCAAAAUCUAUUGGACGAUCAACAACAAGAGCAUAGAUGAAAGCCUCUAUGAAACCAACACCACCUUUGCUGCGGUGACCAUCUACAAUCUAUCCCUUCCAAAAGCAAUAGUACAAUGUCACAGCCAUUUAACUCAGCAAGUCUUGGGUGGUACCAUCAUACAAACAUACUGGAAACCCAGAAACAUAUCGUGUGUCACGUAUAUCUCACAACAAGAUUUUACAUGUCGCUGGGAGCACAAGAUCAAACCCACAUCGAAAAUAACAUAUACCGUUUAUAGGAAAUGGGAAAAUAGCCAAGAUGCAUGGGAGAGUGAUCAUUGUAGUUCUGGAAGCAUGUCAUGCACUUUUAAUAAGAGCCUGCCGAUGCUUUCAAAGCUAAAUUACAUCACUGUGCGAGCUGAAAGCACAGUUUGGGAGACAAUCUCGGACACACUGGAAUUGGAUCCUUGGGAUACAAUGAAAAUAGACCCUCCAAAGAAUGUGCGGGUGGUUCCUCUCCCUGCUCAUCUAAGGGUUGAAUGGGAAAGACCAGGAGGCACAGACUUUCUUGACCAGGUCAUACACUGUCAAGUCAAAUAUGCCAAGCAUGUAAUGGAUACAUCUAUGAACACAGUGGCCAAGACAGCCUCUGUCACUUCUGUUGAAGUGGAGUCAUGCACCAACCAUACAGUGUCUGUCCGCUGUGCUUUAGACAAGGCCCCCUGGAGUGAAUGGAGCAGGCAGGUGACAGUACUGUCCUCUCUCAACGUGAGCACAGUGCAGUUGGACCUGUGGAGGAAGAUGGAUGCACCAGACAACACUGGGACUAGAACAGUGCACCUGAUGUGGAAGAGCAUCUCCCCUGCAUGCAAGGCCAUCGAUGGAUACAGGCUGACGUACAUGGCUGAUGAAAAGCACAUGCCUGACAGACAUUUGGACACCGUUGUGGAUAAGGCUUCCAUCACUGUGGACCAGCGGGCAUACAGAGUCACUCUCGCUGCCUAUCGCGGCGACACCACGUUUUCUGAACAGUCAAUCUAUGUACCGGCCGUGGGACAAAGUCUCCCCCAGGUUAGGGGCGCCCAGGCCUCUGCCCAUGACGGUGACAUCCAGGUCAGCUGGGUUGUUCCUCCUCUCUACCUUGUCCAUGGCUACAUCAUAGACUGGACCACCGAUGGAGAUACAUACACCUGGCUACAGAGCCAAGACACUCACAUCACAUUGACUGGCCUGCAGCCUUUUAAACUAUACAACAUCACAGUAACUCCACUCUACGAUGACCAGACAGGACUCGAAAAGGUCAUUCAGAUCUGCUCAGUACAAAGAGCUCCAGGGAAUAUCUCCUCUGUCGAUGUACACGUUCAAGACAAAAGUGCUCAGGUCAACUGGACUGCUGUGCCUCAGAGCCAAUGUAGCGGUGAUGUCGUCAACUACACUGUGUUCUACAAGACUGAAACACAACCAGAGCUGAAUGUGACAGUAAAUAGCAGGAAACAGGGAGUGACUCUGGAGCCUCUCCAACCAGACACCAGAUACAGUGUCCAUGUUAUGGCCAGAGCUGUUACUGGGGCAACCAAUAGCAGCGUCAUUCACUUCACAACGAGCAGAUACGGCAGGACCUUCAUCAUAAUGUCCUGUGUCUUCGGUGGUUUCGGCGUCAUCAUCGUCCUAGUCACUGGACUCUUCUGCGUCAUUCAGUGGAAACGAUUUAAGGGGAAGAUAGUGCCCAACCCCGGUCUCAGCUCCCUGGAAUUCUGGUCUUCACAGGAUUGUCAUAAGAUCCAACCCUUUAACAACCCGUCUGAACUCGAGACCUUCUGUGAGAUGAUCUACCCCUGUGAGGUGAACACCAUAACGGACGACAUCAUGGGGUCAACCUCUACAGAAGACAGGGACAUACAGGACAUGGGCAAAGAGACAGUCUGUGACCAGACAGAGAGAUGGAGCUCUGGCUUCGGUAGCAGGACCUUCUGUGACAGCCAACCCAGAGAGGAGAGCAGUAACCUGGGCCUGGCCCCAACCCUCCUCCCUUUACUGGCUCAACAAGACGGAGAAAUCAACCUGCUGGAGUCAACUACCUCUGAGGACUCAUCAUCAGAGCCAUCAGACCUCCAGGCCUCCGAGAGCUGUCCCGUCAACCCCUACAGGCUGCAGACGCCAGGGGAAUGCCCUGUGAGGUUGGGGCUGGGGGGAGGCGAAGCGACGUCGGGCACCACAGAGGAGAGUAGGAGCCUGUUGAACACACAGCAGCAUAGCAGCAUAGCUCCUCUCACUGCGUAUGUCACUCUGGACAUGUUUGAACACAGGGUGAGGGAAAGCAAACGGACAUGAACACACUUCCGAAUCCAGUGGACUUCUCAGUCUUUCCUAGAGCCUUUUAUUCAUUCAGUUUUAAUGUCUCAUAUAGGCUAUUGUGUUUUUGUGUUAGUGGUACUUUGAAAUAUCCAUUUUGUAAUUAUACUUGAGUGACAAUUUGUACAGUAUGUGUAUUUGUAGAUUGUAAAGGUGGAUAGAUAUCAGUUCUUUGAAUUUGACUCAUAAAUAUCAAUCUAUACUGUU